GCGGCCGAGAGGGGCGGGCCGGGCCUGGCGGGGCGGCAGGGGCUGCUGAGGGGGCCUCAAGGCCUGCCGGGCGCCAUGAGCCAAGGCAGCGGAAGCGGCGGCGGCGGCGGUGAGCCGGAGGCCAAGGCUCUCCACACCAAAAGGCUCUACCGAGCUGUGGUUGAAGCAGUGCAUCGAUUGGAUCUCAUUCUUGGAAACAAGGCAGCUUAUCAAGAAGUAUUUAAGCCGGAGAACAUCAGCCUGAGAAACAAGCUCCGCGAACUCUGUGUAAAGCUGAUGUUCCUACACCCUGUGGACUAUGGGAGGAAAGCAGAGGAACUGCUGUGGCGGAAAGUUUACUACGAAGUCAUUCAGCUGAUCAAAACAAAUAAAAAGCACAUCCAUAGUCGGAGCACCCUGGAGUGCGCUUACCGGACUCACCUGAUUGCUGGCAUCGGGUUUUACCAGCACCUGCUUCUCUACAUCCAGUCUCACUAUCAGCUGGAGUUGCAGUGCUGCAUUGACUGGACCCACGUUACGGACCCCCUGAUAGGUUGCAAGAAACCAGUCUCUGCGUCAGAGAAGGAGAUGGACUGGGCUCAGAUAGCCUGCCACCGAUGUCUGGUCUACCUGGGGGAUUUAGCUCGCUAUCAGAACGAAUUGGCAGGUGUAGACACAGAAUUGCUGGCUGAAAGGUUUUACUACCAAGCUCUUUCUGUCGCCCCACAGAUUGGGAUGCCUUUUAACCAACUUGGGACCCUGGCUGGGAGUAAAUACUACAAUGUGGAAGCUACCUAUUGCUACCUGCGCUGCAUCCAGUCGGAAGUGUCCUUUGAAGGCGCUUACGGGAAUCUCAAGCGCCUCUACGACAAGGCAGCCAAAAUGUAUCACCAGCUGAAGAAAUGCGAGACCCGGAAGCUGUCCUCCAGCAAAAAAAGGUGCAAAGACAUUAAAAGGUUACUGGUGAGCUUCAUGUAUUUACAGAGCCUCUUUCAGCCAAAGAGUAGUUCUGCCGACUCGGAGCUGACCUCCCUCUGCCAGUCAGUCCUGGAGGAAUUGAACCUCUGCCUUUUCUACCUGCCCUCUUCACCCCACCCGAGCUCCACCACGGAGGAGGAGGAGGAGUGGGAGAACGGCUGCUCCUUCCUGCCGGACCUGCUCAUCUUCCGCAUGAUCGUCAUUUGCCUGAUGAGCGUCCACAGCCUCAAGAGGGCAGGUAAGUGGCACACCUGGCAGCCAGCGUCGCAAAAGCUUGUUCCUGUCUUCUCUUUGAAUGUGCUUGCUCGCACAGCUGGCAAUCAGAGAACGACGUAUCUGUAUAGAAUUACAAGCUACUUUAUUGAAGCUUCUAUUUUGGGACAGCGCAUCAGGGACGCAGAAUUCAGGCCGCCAUUAGAUGGCGGCAAAGCAUCGAGAGUCGUCUUCUACAUCUCGUUCCCGCCACCUAAUGGCCGCCCAGAUAUUUUUGCAGGAACGUUCGGCUCGGUUGUGGUCGUACCUCGAGGACUAGCUGUACCCGGGGGUGCUUUUGCCAACAGGUUUUCUCUCUCUCCCCUGCUGCCUUGUUUCAACCUUCCUCCCUUCCUUCCCAGGAAUCUCUAUAAGAUCUUGGACAGCUGUAAGCAGCUGACCGCCUCUCAGGGAGGCAGCGAAGACGACACGGCUGGCAUGGUGACCGUCAUCACCGGCUUCCAACUCGAGGAUCCCAGCAAACUUUCUGCUCCCAUGCAGUCCGCCAUCCAAGCAGCGGCCAGCGCCAGCAUUGAGAUCCAGAACGUUGUGGAGUUUUACAAGCAGUGGAAGGAGAUGGGCUGAGCCCCUCGGGACCACCGGGUUGGUUGAAGCUCCGUCUGCCCGUCUCUGGACGCACCGCAUUGGAACGAAAGAACGUCAAACCGCAGGCGCUCACUUGGACACGACGCAACCGCGGUGGCAACCCACCAAAAGAAAAAACCCGAGCAACCGGGGUGUGUGCGCCAAACACACAGGCGCGGGGGGCGCGCACACACACGACACGCACGCAACUGCCCCGCCAUCACCUCCCCUCCCCGCAGAGGAGGUGGCGCGCGUGGGGGACAUCGCAGCCCUUCUUGGGGGAGAGUGGCGCACCUUGGCCGUGCCCCGGAGAGACAGCGGCGGGCGGGAGGGGGGCUCCGUUCUCGACGCUCGUUUGGUUUCUCGUCAGAAAAGGCGCCGGCGGCUCAGCUCCCGCGUUUAACAAUGAAACAAAACGGAAAUUCCCUUGAUUUUUGCCCCCCAUCCCACCCUCCCGUCUCCUCACUGCAGGAAGAAACCUCCCCAAGGGUCCUGCGUGAUCCUGGCGGGAAUCGAUCAGGAUCUCCAGAGGAGGCUCUCUUGGAAACCCAGCAGUGGGGAAAGGGGGCACGCUGUCGUCUUCGUUUUUAACUUAAAUGUUCCCUUUUCCCCCCCUCCCUUACUGUGUUUUUCGGGCGAAAUUGACUCGUUUUGAGGGGGGGAUUCCCCGCAUUCCGGGUUGAGACAGAGGAAGCUGGGGUGCUGGUCGGACGUCGAAACUUUGGAAAGGAUGGCCAGAGUCGCAAGGGAACCGGGAAGGUUUUAGGACGGGAAACUAUUUAUUCCUGCUCCCCACCCCACCCCGCUUUUCUCUUUCUCCACCUUUAAAAAAAAUCAUUCUUUUCCUCUUAAGCUGUCACAACCACACCUUCCUUCUCCGCAGCCCCGGAGCCUUUGCAUGCUGUCUUCCCUCACCCCUUUCCCGGAUGCUGAGUGCGGGUGAGAAUCCCUGCAAAAGAGAAAGGCCAGCCGGCUUCUUUCGUGUCACUUCCUGCAGAACGGAAAAAGGGGCUUUCUAGAUGGAAAAAAAGGUAGAAAAAUUAAAACAAAACAAA
Pantherophis guttatus is the source of this 2849-nucleotide messenger RNA. NCBI's taxonomy places the organism in Eukaryota, Metazoa, Chordata, Lepidosauria, Squamata, Colubridae. The record is from RefSeq and is a predicted model, not a curated record.